AUGGAGAAAGCCAAGGAACAGGUCAAUAGAACCGUUGGUGGACAAUCAGACAACGACCAAUUCACUUCAGGCUACCAACACCCCGGCCAGGAGCAGAGCAAGCCCGGAUUGGAGCGAGACCUUGAGCCCAAGCCGAUAAAGUCUCACCUCCCAGCGGAUGAGGGGCUUUCUAUGUAUAAGCCUACAGGGAAGCUAGGCGGUAAGCGUGCUGUGAUCACCGGCGGUGUUAUCAACAAUGCGUCUGUGGAUGCGUACAUCGGGCCACCAACACACAUUGACUACGCAGCAACCAAGGGCGCAGUUGUGGCGCUGACGCGUGCCCUCUCAAACCACCUGGUGUCCAAAGGCAUGAGAGUGAAUGCCGUAGCACCAGGUCCGGUGUGGACGCCAUUGAUUGCUAGCUCGAUGGGCAAGGAAUCGCAGGCAUCUUUGAAGGAAUGGACGCCAAUGGGGCGCAUUGGCCAGCCUAGCGAGGUUGCCACUUGCUUCGUCUUCUUAGCAAGCCAUGAAAGCAGUUUCAUGAGCGGGCAAACCCUACAUCCAAAUGGUGGGAUGAUGGUAAAUGGCUGA
Molecule: messenger RNA, 570 nt
Organism: Clonostachys solani
Lineage: Eukaryota; Fungi; Ascomycota; Sordariomycetes; Hypocreales; Bionectriaceae
Source: the annotation of a GenBank genome assembly